Molecule: messenger RNA, 4479 nt
Organism: Seminavis robusta
Lineage: Eukaryota; Bacillariophyta; Bacillariophyceae; Naviculales; Naviculaceae
Source: the annotation of a GenBank genome assembly
AUGGCAUUUGUCAUUUUGAUCAUUCAUCAAACUCAACCAAUCAAUCACAAUCAACAUUUCAUAAUAAUCCCCCAGCAAAAGGCAAACGGAGGAGGCAGUCGUACCAAUAAUAUACUUGCAAUCGUAUGGAGAAAGGAGAAUCCGGAGGACAAAGCAACAAGUCUACAGUUGUCAGUAGUAGCAGCAGCAACCCGAGAGGUGGUCGAGGAGGCCGAGGGUUUCGUGGAGGGCGAAAUGGCUUUCGAGCAAAUGCUGCUGCUGGAAGAGGUGGAAGAGGACGUGGUGGAAGAAAUGGUGGUCGAGGAAGGUCGUCGUGGCGGUGGAAGAUCACGAGGAGCAAGAGGACGUGGAAGAGGAGGAAAUCGAAAUCAUAAGAAUACGUACCAUGGACGUGGAGGAGGACGAGGAGGGCGACAUCAUCAUCCGAGUGGUGAGAGCCAUAGCGGAGGAGGAAAUCCCAAUGAAAAUUCUAGCACUGCUGCUGCUGCUGCUGAGACUACUACUACUGCAGCAAAACCAGAAGAUAAACAGACGGACCAUCUCAGCAAGAAGAACAAUGACAAUGAGAAUACGACGGCAACCAUCACAAAUAAUAACCCCAGCAAUAAUGCAACGACAGAGAAUCACUCGGAAGCUCGCACUGGCAGGGGUCGAGGCAGGGGUGGCAGAGGAGGGCGCUCUCGAGGAGGAGGAGGAGGACGAGAUCAUGGCGAGAGAGAUGCCGGAAAUAGAGGUGGUCGCAGCGGUAGAGGUGGAAGAGGAAGAAGCCGGGGGCGAGGAAGAGGGAGAUCCAAUAACAGAUACCACAAUAAUAACCAUCAUGGGCACGAAAAUGCCAGUAUGGCGGACUCAACCGCUGCUGCUUCGGAAGAACAUGCGCAAGAAGAAACGAUUACAACAGACGAUAUCCCAACAUCCACAAACAACAAUGCGGAAGAACAGCAGCAGCAAGACAAUACAACAGGAACGGACCAUGAAAAAGAAAAGGAAACAUCAUCCACUCCUCAUACCGACGAUACCGGUAAGGAAACUGAGAAGCCAAUGAGCAACGGAACUCAUGAAUCUCCCCCACCAGCACAAAACAACGACGAGGCAACAGCGCCCACUGGAAAUGACGACCAGGACACUACGAAAGACAACGACAACGACAGCGUCAAUAACGAAACCGCCAGUGCUCCCACUUUGUCGCUUCCAAAGCCCCCACAAGUCGCCAAUGGGCGUUCCGGAGGAGGUCCCAUGGUUUUGAUGCGGUCUCCCAAAAAUCAAGGUAACAACAACAAUAAUAAUAACAGCGAAGUGGCGGAGGAGACUGACCACCAAAGCAACGAUGUCCUCGUGGCCACCAAUAAUAACAACAAGAGCAAUGCUUCUGGUACGGGUGAAAAACCGGCCAAGGAAAAGAAGAAAAAGAAUCGCAACAAACCACGCAAGGACAAGAAGAAAAAGCAAGAACGAAAGAAUGCAGAAGAGGGGGGUGACGAAGAAGAUGAUGACGACGCCGACGCUGGCUCGACAAACCAGGGAGAAGCUGUCCCUGCCCCCUCCACCACGCAGGCGCUAAAAGCGUUGCCAGCACAAGAAGUCAGCAUCACGGCAUCGACCAAGGUACAGUUGAUUCGCCGCAACGAAAAUUCCAGUGCCUCAUUGUCCAAACUGGGAGAAGUUGACAAUGCCAAUGACGGAACUACUAACACAAACAGCAAAAAGAGCGCCAAGUCGAAGAAAUCCAAGGGCAAGAAGAGCGAUUCCAACAAAGCGGCACGCCGUUUCAACAACGAUGUACGCAUGUGUGUCGAACAGAGUGACCCCGACGCGAUGCGUAGCCUCCUGCGAAACAAAAAGAAUCACAAGUACCCUCUCGAACCCAUGGUGCUGGAGAUCGUCAUGAAGGCAUAUCUGAUGGCUGCCAUGUUUGAUGACGCCCUCUACUGUUUACGAAAUUGUGUGGUGCCCGGGACGUUGUCCACGCUGCACACGGAGCGUAUCUUGCAGUGUUUGCCACAAAACUUGCGCAACAGCAGUGCCUACACUGCCGCCGAUAUGAUCAAUGCGCUCUGCAUCGCCACCGAGUUUGACACUCCAACGUCGAGGACUUAUCUGUUGCGCGUUGUUCGUGGCAUUUCGUUGGAGUUUCUAGAAGAAGCAACUUCGGCACGUGACAGGAUUUGUUCCGCACCCUGCGAACGGUUGGUCCGCAGUGGUGUCUGUGUCGUCGAUGCUCGUCUCAAGCGAGGCAAAAAGCCGACGGAGUUGGUCGUCAUGCCUGGAGAACAACUCGGUGUCUUUGUACCCGAUAGCAUGGAGAACAGAGGUAUCCAAGCCGGAGAUGCCGUCAGUAUCUUGCCUUACGCCGGACCGUAUCCCAUGUCCGCCGAGAGCUUGGAUCGGAAUAUGAUCGAGGCGACUGUGGUCAAUACCAACCCGAUGGUAAUUCGCUUGCAAGACAAGACAAACGCCCAGUUGCACUCCAUGCUGACCGAACCUGUGGAUGGCAACGUGUAUCGAAUCGACAAGCUCGCAAACAGGAUGGGGUUCAAUCGUCAACUCGCAGCUGCAGUGGCAGUGGCUAGUCCGAUUGAUCCCGAUAUUGCUCGAGAUCCUCGACGUCCAUGUCCACAGUUGAUCCAAGCCAUAACAGCCAUGGAUGAGAACAUUGAUAGAGCCAUGAAACAAUCCGGUGGCUUUCAGCCGGGGCAACUGACAUCCACGGCAGCCUUGUGCUCCGAGGCUGUUCCCUGGAGCUUCAACGACGAGAAUGAAGAGAAUUUGACGCAAGACGAAAUUCGUCAGACUUCCUCCUUGGCAUUGGAAAAGUACAAGGCUCUGGAGCGUUUGAAUCUUUCGCAGCGAAUGGCAGUGGAAGGAGCAACCACCAAUCGUCUUACAUUGAUUCAGGGCCCUCCUGGUACAGGAAAAACAGCAGUUGCCAUUCGCAUUUUGCAGCACUGGGCACGGUUGGGUAAAUCAGCCCAAGGAGAAGCUCACAGUCCAAUCUUGGCCACUUCAGAUUCGAACAUUGCCGUUGACAAUCUCGUGGAAGGGUGUGCCUCCGUUGGACUGUCGGUUGUGAGGCUGGGACGCCCGGAAGCUAUCCGCCCCGAGUUGCUGCGUUACUGCAUUGAUAGACCACCGUCAUCGUACAACAACAACGGUCAAUCUUACACGUCGAAUUCGGCGUUCAAGGAACGGCUGAAGACACUGAAGAAUGCACAAGUCAUUUGCUGCACCUGUAUCGGAUCCGGUGGUGAUAUUCUGGAUGCAAUGACGUUUGAUCGCGUACUUGUUGAUGAGGCAACGCAAGCUACAGAACCGGCCGUGCUGGUGCCGUUGAUGAGAGGUUGUCGUCAGUUGGUUCUAGUAGGAGAUCAUUGCCAGUUACCACCAACAGUGCUCAGUACUCGGGCCGAGGAAGAAGGCCAUGGAGUUCCCCUGUUCUCCCGCAUGGUUGCAUGUGGUGUGCCUCCCUUCAUGUUGGACACCCAAUACCGCAUGCAUCCAUGUAUUGCCAUGUUCCCCUCGGACUUGUUCUACGGUGGAAAACUCCGCAAUGGUGUGACCUCACCCGAACGACGUCCUCUCGCCGGCUUUCCUUGGCCGCGCGAAGAGUUUCCUGUGGCAUACAUUCCGGUGAAAGGAAUUGAAAUGGAUGAUGGUGUCAGUAAGUACAACGAGCUCGAGGCGGACGCAGCAUGCCGCGCCGUUCAGGCACUUUUGGAUGGAGGGCAGUGUACCGUGUCAGACAUUGCCGUUUGUACACCCUAUGCCGCUCAGGCGAGGUUGAUUCGUCGUUUGACCCGACGUUUGAUGGAUUCCACUGGCCCUCCGUACAUCGAGGUUUCUUCUGUGGAUGGGUUUCAAGGACGUGAAAAGGAAGCUGUUGUGUUUUCGGCGGUACGAAGCAACGACUAUGGAGCCAUUGGGUUUACAUCGGAUUGGAGACGUGUGAAUGUCUCUUUUACACGGGCCCGUCGUGCUCUCAUUGUGAUUGGAAACGAUGUGACGUUGCGCCGUGGCGAUCCCGAUACCUGGAGCCCUUGGCUGGCCUGGGCCGAUGCGCAUGGUAUCAACAUGGACAAACCUGGCAUUCCCCGUGGUCGCUACGACCCAGAACAGUUGCGACGCGUGCGAGGAGGUACCACCGCUGCUGAGAUGCUUCGUGAUGUACUCGAGAGGCAACAGGCACAGUUGAAGAGCGCUGAGCAACAGCUGGAAAAAGCUGAAAAAUCCAGUCUCGCUCGUGAUACUUUUAAUCAAGGCAUGGACGACGCUGGAGGAGGAACUAGGGUGACAUUGGAAGAAGAAGUUGCACUUCUUGAGAACGCAGAUGGAAACUGGGAUGAUGACAGUGACGAUGAAGACCUCGGUGAAUUGCGUCACAGUGUGUCUCAACCAACGCUCACCAGCGGUGCUUCAUCGAAUGAUCUCAAGACGGAUGAUGAUUCUGGUGACUCUGGUCCCCAGGAUGCAUGGGAUUUGUGA